Asterias rubens (European starfish) is the source of this 1132-nucleotide messenger RNA. RefSeq names its product transmembrane protein 70 homolog, mitochondrial-like. Gene Ontology annotation, cellular component: mitochondrial membrane. Gene Ontology annotation, biological process: mitochondrial proton-transporting ATP synthase complex assembly. The record is from RefSeq and is a predicted model, not a curated record. NCBI's taxonomy places the organism in Eukaryota, Metazoa, Echinodermata, Asteroidea, Forcipulatida, Asteriidae. Bases 141 to 1001 code for a protein of 286 amino acids. The transcript has 2 exons.
AUAGUAAAAAGUGCCUGUAAUACUAAUAAUAAUACGUAACUCUCGGUCUUCAGUUGGAAUCUGUACUUGUUUCUUGUCAAAUACAUCGAAAACUUCUGUGUACAUUGUUAUUUCAGAUAAUCUUGCAGCACAAUUUCAUUAUGAGUGCUGCUGGGUUGUCAAAACUGUGUAAAAUGUGGCCGAAUCGACUGAUUUGUGCCUCGAUCAUGUCGAAGAUUCCUACACGAAGAAUAUCGGCAUCGGAAAUUCCGUUUCCAGUUCGAGACACGUUUGGUGGAAACAGAUUUUAUAAUCACAGGAUGGCAUUGUCAUGUAGAACACGUUGGUCUUCAGUGCUUUGUGGAAGGUCAAACCAAAAUCUUGCAUCUUUAAGUUUACAAAUGAAUGUACCUUCCCAUCAGACGGUCAGGGGUCUAUCCACAUCAAGAUCCUCUUCCAGUAUUUUCUCAAAUCGAUCAUCGACUAAUUCUCCACAACCAAAUGAUGAGAACCUCAUCUACAGUGGACCAUUGACCAACAUGGUCAAGCUGGUGAAGCUGUUUUCAUUGUCAACAAGCGGUCUGUCCAUUAUGAUACUUCAGAUAAUGUUCAUGAGCAGUGAAAGUGGCGCCAUGAAGGUGAUCGGCGGCUCGAUGGCAUCCCUCUUGCUCCUCACACCAAUCGUACUCCAUUGGAUCACCAAAUCAUACGCGACGCAGAUUUACUACGAUAACGUCACAGACACCUACACAGCGUACACCCUCAACUUCUUUCUGACCACAACCAAGCGAGUAUUUACGCCUGCCGAUGUUGAAGUCCCUGCCGUUCGCAACCUGAUGACAUCGUUCAUGGUUAAGGGAAAACCCCUUUUGGUGAACCCAACCGCCUUCUUUCAUCCCAACCAUUUUAGCCAUCUUAUGGGUUAUGAUAAGUUACCAGAGGACUUCACCAUGGAGGAGAUGGAGCAAGCUAUGGCUGAAGACUCAGAUGACGAACCCCCCCCAAAAGGAAUGAUGAAGUAACGCUCAAACAAUCACUAUUUUUAAAUUUUGAUGGCCACUGAUUUGAUGUUAACAACAGCAGGGGCCAAUUUCAUAGCACUGAUUAUAUAACACCCAAGCAGAUCCUUGCCAUUUGAUUGGAGGAUUGUCUG